Vigna radiata var. radiata (mung bean) is the source of this 1005-nucleotide messenger RNA. RefSeq names its product U-box domain-containing protein 9-like. Gene Ontology annotation, cellular component: nucleus; cytoplasm. The transcript has 3 exons. Lineage: Eukaryota; Viridiplantae; Streptophyta; Magnoliopsida; Fabales; Fabaceae. The coding region runs from base 1 to 1005 and encodes 334 amino acids. The record is from RefSeq and is a predicted model, not a curated record.
AUGGUUGUCUUGCAAAGCUUUGAUCGUGGGGUCAUCCAAGGAUGGUGGGAUGAUAUCCAAAAGAGAUAUCCUGAAACCUAUGAAGUUUUCAAACACUGUGUAUUAGUUCCACACUUUCUGCUCCAAAACCAGAUUUCAGACUGGUGCAAGUUAAAUGGCGUUGACCUUCCAACGACUCAUGAAGAAGAACUUACGAAGGAAACUAGAAACAGUAUCAUUGCUCUUCUAAUGAAGUUGUCACUGUCAACGCCAGAACAGAAAGGAGCUUUAAAGGAGCUAUGUCAAUUAGCUCAAAGAAGUUCAGGCGUUCGAACCCUCUUUGGUAAGAUACAGAUGAUUGAGAAUUUGAUGCAUCCGUUGUCAUCCGUAUCUCUUGCUGAUACUGAAUUCCGAAAUGAUUUACUACUGCUGUUACAACAUUUAUCUGUACUCGACAAGAACAAAAUUUUUUUGGGGGAAAACGAAAAGAUAAUGGUUUUCUUAGUUGAUUCGUUGAAAUCAUGCAGUGCUCAAGUCAGGAUUAAAGCGGCAGGAACCUUGGCUUCGUUCGCGUGUUUAGAUUCAAAUAAACACAUAAUUGGAAACAGUGGAGCCAUCAAAUUUUUGGUAAGUUUACUUAAAGAGGAAGACCAAUUAGGUCUUAAAACUGCUGGAUCAGCCAUAUACAAAUUAUGUUUUUUACAUGAAAACAUAGUUAGGACGGUGCAAGAAGGAGCUGUGGAGAUUAUUCUUGAUUUGUCUGCUAUUGGCUUCUCUUUUCCCACCAGAGCAACACUUCAAGAGCUGAAGUAUGGAUCAGUAACAUCAAUAGAUGAGGAACUGGUUGAAAGUGAUGGAAAUGAACUGCAAAAUGUUAGAAAAGCAGAAGGAGUGUAUGUAGUUAGCUCUGAGGAUGGAAGUAGCCACAUGGUGGCUGUUACAGCAAGUUUCUUCGAGAGUGGGUAUGAAGAUGGACUGAGACUUUUUGGAAAACAUAUGGUUGCACUUUAUGACUUCAGGGAAUAG